Medicago truncatula (barrel medic) is the source of this 1733-nucleotide messenger RNA. RefSeq names its product 5'-3' exonuclease. Gene Ontology annotation, biological process: DNA replication, Okazaki fragment processing. The record is from RefSeq and is a predicted model, not a curated record. The transcript has 4 exons. Bases 87 to 1226 code for a protein of 379 amino acids. Gene Ontology annotation, molecular function: 5'-3' exonuclease activity; DNA binding; 5'-flap endonuclease activity. Lineage: Eukaryota; Viridiplantae; Streptophyta; Magnoliopsida; Fabales; Fabaceae.
UUUGAGUAAAGCAUUGAGAUUGAAAGACAAACAAACAACAGUUAGCAUAUGAUGAGAUAAUAUCAAUGUCUCCAUAGACAAAGAAGAUGAAAACAUUAUCAUCAUCAAAUACUUUCAAUUUCAUUCACCAAAGUUUCAUCCCUUGUAACUGCAACCCUUCUUCAUCAUCUUCAUCUUCAUCUUCAUCUUCUUUAGUAUCCUUCAAGAAAACUCCAAAAACAACAUCACUACAAAAACUAAACACCGAAUCAAAACAACAAAGCAAAAGGGUAUUUUUCUUAGACGUGAAUCCUUUAUGUUAUGAAGGAACAAACCCUAGUUUACACUAUUUUGCUAAAUGGCUGAAACUUUUUCUAUCUCAUCAAGUUACUCAAUCUCAUCCUGUUAUAGCUGUUUUUGAUGGUGAAAGAGGGAGUGAGUAUAGGAGGAACUUGCUUCCUUCUUAUAAGGCUAAUAGGAGGAAAUUCGUGGCGCGUGGUGGUGGUGGUGGUGGUGGAAGUGGACAUGUUGGAAGGUUUUAUGGUGUUAUUAGUGAUGUUCUUCAGAAAUGCAAUGUUCCUGUUAUAAAAGUUGAUGGCCAUGAAGCUGAUGAUGUUGUCGCUACACUUGCUGAACAAGUUCUCAAGAAAGGGUUUCGAGUGGUAAUUGCCUCCCCCGAUAAGGAUUUUAAGCAACUUAUUUCUGACAAUGUGCAAAUAGUUAUGCCUAAGCCAGAGUUACAAAGGUGGUCCUUCUACACUGCAAAACAUUACAGAGAUCAGUAUAAUUGCGACCCACAAUCUGAUCUGAGCCUUAGAUGUAUUAUAGGCGAUGAAGUUGACGGUGUUCCUGGUAUCCAACAUCUAGUCCCUAGUUUUGGUUGGAAGACUGCUUUAAAACUUAUUCAAAAACACGGUUCAUUGGAAGCUUUAUUAAAUGCGGCUGCAGUAAGGACUGUGGGAAGACCAUAUGCACAGGAUGCCCUUACAAAGUACGCUGAUUACUUACGGCGGAACUAUGAAGUUCUUGCCUUGAAAAGGGAUUUAAAUGUCCAGCUUCUUGAGGAAUGGUUGGUUGAUAGAAACACUCACAAUGAUACUGUUGCACUAUCUAACUUAUUCAAAUAUUUGGAAGAAAGUAAAGAGCCAAUAACAAUGAGGAAUUUUGUUAAUAGGCCUGCUAACACCAGUGCUUAUGUUAGAAAGAAGCAUAGAAAUCAAAUUAGUGUUGGGACGGAUGUUAUGUAAUUUAUGUAUUUUUGAAAACUCAGUAUCCAGCUCAAGGAUCGACUGAUUUGGGGGACCAAUCCCUCUGUCCACUAGCGGGAGCCUCAAUUGAAGUCAGAGCAAAGCUCUAUAUAGACUGGCCUACACAGGAACUGUUGGCACUUGGGAGAUUCGAACAUGAGACCUAUAGAGGAGCACAUACCCAGGUCCCAAACUUUCACCACCAAGCCGGCCCUCGGAAGUUAUGUAAUAUUAGUAGGCAGUUUAUUUUAUUAUUAUAAAAUGGAAGUUAGAAUUAUAAAUAUAGACUAAAAGGGAAAAAGGGAGGGCAUUGAGUAUUUUGUAUGUUGGUUGGUUUGGGAGAGACUAGGCUCUCUAAUUCCUAGAGGUUGUUCUAUUUCCGGCAUUAUUUUUAUGUUUCAGACAGUUUUCAUUUUCUGUGUAUUAUAACUUAUGAGUUGUCAGAAUUGUUUUUCAGUGUAACCAAAAAAAGAAUUGUUUUUCAGAAAUAUGCUCAAAAUUUAUGUA